AUGGCAUCUCCCGAACAGCAGCUGGACACUCUGAGAGAAGGCCUGAGCCGCGUGAUUCUGGACCAGCUCGCGGAGGUCUUGCGUGAUCAUUCGUCCGGCAACCUGGCGAAACUGGUGUUUCGGUUCGAGGCCUUCAUCCAGGACGGCGGACCUGGGAUGCAGGGCUAUUCACCCCGUUCUGCCGUAGUUUCGAGAAUCGUAGAUCUGUCUGGCAUAAUACCACAGAUUACAACAAACAGCCCGAGCGUGAGCAUCUUCGGAAGAAAACAUGUCGAGAACACGACGCCCCCCCCCGGCAUGCCACAAAUGGCCAUACACGACCGCCCGACGAGUAGCAGCAGUCGGUCCAUGUCCCUCGUCCGAGAAACCCAAAGAAUGGCGUCCCCUGGGCCGCUUCCCCUGCCACCGCCGCCGCAUCACCAGUACCAUCAGGACCAGCACCACCCAUCACCCGAGUCCUCCGAAAUGGCCGGCCUGGCCUCGCAGCCACGGAGAGGAACCGGUGCCCUACGGCCGGUCAGGGUCGACGCUGGGCGAGUGCUCGAGGAAGAACCGGAUAGCCAGCAGCGCAUGCAGGUGGCGAGUAACUUUCCCAAGCGCGCAAAGACGCUCGCGUCAUCAUCGUCGAGGGACACCGUCUUCGUGGCGCAGCAGUCAUCCAUAGAGAAGUUCGUUGUCAGCAUCUGGAAGCAGAUUCAUGGCGGCACCAGCCUCGAGUCCCAGAGCCUUCUUGAGCAGUGGCAGCUGACGGCCACGGCGGCGAUGACAACCAUCAACAACGCCGGCAAAAUCCACGUGCCGGAGCAGCUUGAGCUCAGCCUGCUCCAAGCGCCGACGGCAGACGGCCUCAGCCUCGGACCUGGCUCCGGCCCCAGCAACACGACGGCGGCCUUCGCUGAAAUCGACAUGGAGGGCACUUUCAACCGCAGCAACAUUUUCUGCCGCAAGGUGACGCAGGCGAGCCCGGGGUGCCGGUCGAUCGAGGUGAUUGUGCAGGCGCGGUGGAUCGAGCACUUUGACUCGUACGUCGAGCUGCUGGCUGUGACGAUCCCGGGCAUGUCGCCGACGAGGCAGCGCAAGGUUGCGCUCAUCGAGGCGUGCAAUGACUUUGGGUGGUCGGAGAAGAAGCUGCGCAACAAGAUGGCCAUCUGGCGCGGGUACAAGGAGAUCAAGGACGCAGGCGGGUGGGCGGCGCUCGUCUUCGCCGGCAUGGGCCUCUACCGGUUCUGCAAGUACCGCGUCGGUUUCGAUACGGAGAGCGUGCAGCGGCUUCUCUGCCUCCGCCCCCGUAUCGAGGUCGCCGCCGACACGCUGCACCCGACGUGGCGGCAACUGCUCAUGAUCGUGGGCGAGCCGGCGCAGCGGCGGUUCUCCGGUCACCCGCACGAUUGGGUGGUCCGGCAGGACGAGUCGGACCCGGUGCCGCUCCGUUUGACGUACCUCGAGCAUGACCCCUACUUCGGCUUCAAGCAGCUCGAGCACUCCGUCAUGGACAUGAGCGCCUGGGACUCCGACGACCCGCGCUGGGUGCCGCCGAUGAACACAGUGGCCUGCAUCCCGGGGAAGCACACGUGCCACUCGUGCGGCCAGGAGCAGUCCGAGGACCCCAAGUUCAACUCGUGCUACUGCUUUCCGACCCUAUUCGGCUCCGGCGGCCGGAGCCCGUGUCCAGUGCAGGUGUUCCGGACGCUGGACGGUCGCAACAACGGGUUGAUGGCGCUCUGCCCCUUCGAGCGUGGCGCUGCCAUCGGCGAGUUUGUCGGGCUCAUCACCAAGGACCUGCAGAACAUGGACGUCAUGGACAGCUCGACGGGCAUGCGGGCGUACCAGAUCUGGCAGGGCCGGCAGGGUAACUUUACGCGCUUCGUUAACCACAGCUGCAAGGCCAACGCGCAGUUCCAGCAAUUUGUGUGGAUGAGCGCCCAGCGCAUCGUCCUCGUGAGCAAGGGCAUCGAAGCCGGCCUCGAGAUCACGGUCGACUACUCAGAGAGCUACUGGCGCGGCCUCGACAAGGGCUGCCUCUGCGGGGAGUCGUGCUGUCGGUACCGGGGUACGCCAAGAUGA
Colletotrichum destructivum is the source of this 2064-nucleotide messenger RNA. Its product is annotated as Putative SET domain-containing protein. Bases 1 to 2064 code for a protein of 687 amino acids. The transcript is spliced from 2 exons. The record is from RefSeq and is a predicted model, not a curated record. Lineage: Eukaryota; Fungi; Ascomycota; Sordariomycetes; Glomerellales; Glomerellaceae. Gene Ontology annotation, molecular function: protein binding.